This is a messenger RNA of Metopolophium dirhodum (rose-grain aphid), 1014 nucleotides long. RefSeq lists its product as uncharacterized. NCBI's taxonomy places the organism in Eukaryota, Metazoa, Arthropoda, Insecta, Hemiptera, Aphididae. Bases 215 to 757 code for a protein of 180 amino acids. The record is from RefSeq and is a predicted model, not a curated record. The transcript is spliced from 19 exons.
AUUUGGCUUUCAUUUCAAUCAGUUAACUUGGUUAAUAUAAUAUUUUUUAUGAUGUACAUGUUUAACAGAUAUUUUAUCGGAGUUGGGGCUUUCGGAUAGUUCUGGAUUCGUAAACUUCUGUAUUGCACGUCAAUUUAAAGAUUUAAAUGAAUAUAGGAACAGUUUGGGAAGCAAAGGAAUUGCAUUUGUAGGUUUUGUGUAUGGAUCACGUGAAAUGACCGAAAAAGAAGUUUUAUUAGCUAGAUUCUACAAGGAUAACUUUAAGAUGAAAUCUAAAAACAACCUUUAUAGCCCAAUUGAUUAUUGUCGUAAACGCAAUUUUGGCAAACGUGGAAUUUCGGGCUGGAUAUCGCGCUUGAUCAAUUCCCCUGAAAAAGAAAUAACAAAAGAAUGUGAUGACAUAGUAACCGAUAUAAUAGUACCAAAUGAGAAUGGUGUUGCAAAGAUCCUACAUAACUAUUCGAUAAACCAAACAUAUAGAAAAGAAAAUAAGUACGAAAAUGUCAUUAUAUCAUUUCAUUUAACUUUUCUCACUUUUACUGAGAGUUCCAGGAAAAUAGUUGAUGAACAAUUUAUGUUAUGGCCAGAAUCGAAACAAGGCUACUUGCUAACGCUGUUUGAAGAGUUAAAAUUCCAGAAGAAAUCUGAGGAAUACUGGACUGCAACAAAGUGGUGUAUGAAAUAUUACAAUCUAGAACCGAUUCAAGAUAGCACAUCUGUAAACAAUCCACCUCUUACAGAAGAAAUAAAAAACUAGUCAGUUUUAUAGAAAUGAUAUUUUAUUUAAUAUGACCUUUCACAAUAUUUUAAAAAUGUAUAAUAUUUACAAAAACCAAGGAACGUAUGCUAUAUACUAAUAUUAUAUUAAUCGUGUGAAUCAGUCCAUUUAAAUUAUUAUUUUAUUUAAUUUAAAUAUAUGAUGUUUAGAAUAGGUACAUAUAAAGUAUAAAAAUGUAUUAACAUUAAUGUAUAGGAUAAUAUAUUUUAUGAAUUUACAACAAAUAUACUGGUGUA